AUGCAUGGUAUGGCUUUGAGUUCGGUGGUGGCGACGAUCGAGGUGGCGCGGGAAGCGGUGGGACGGCACCACAGCCGGAGGAAGGGUCCAGGGCAGUGCCGGUCGGUGAACGUUCAGUUCGUGGCGGCGCCUGUGUCGGUGGUGUGGUCGCUGGUGCGGCGCUUCGACCGGCCGCAGGAGUACAAGCAGUUCGUGCGGGGGUGCGCGCUGCGGGAGGGCGACGGCGGCGUGGGCAGCGUCCGCGAGGUGGAGGUGGCGUCGGGCCUUCCGGCGAGCAGCAGCACGGAGCGGCUCGACGCCCUGGACGACGAGCGGCACGUGAUGAGCUUCUCGAUCGUCGGAGGGGACCACCGGCUCAGGAACUACCGGGCGACCACGUCGCUCCACUGCGCCGCCGACGGGAAGGCCGGGACCGUCGUGGUGGAGUCGUACGUGGUGGACGUGCCGCCGGGGAACACGGAGGAGGACACGAUUGCCUUCGUCGACACCAUCGUCCGCUGCAACCUCCGCUCGCUCGCAUGCAUCGCCGAGGGGAUCGCCGGCGCUGGCGAUCGCUAG
Molecule: messenger RNA, 558 nt
Organism: Zingiber officinale
Lineage: Eukaryota; Viridiplantae; Streptophyta; Magnoliopsida; Zingiberales; Zingiberaceae
Product: abscisic acid receptor PYL11-like
Exons: 1
Coding region: 1-558 (185 amino acids)
Biological process (GO): abscisic acid-activated signaling pathway
Cellular component (GO): cytoplasm; nucleus
Molecular function (GO): protein phosphatase inhibitor activity; signaling receptor activity; abscisic acid binding
Source: RefSeq, a predicted model, not a curated record